AUGGACGAGGACACGGCGUGCUACGUGUUCGAUGCGACUCCCACUUCGCCCCUCACCCUGCCGCACUCGCCGGGCAACGCACAAGUGCCAACAAGCGAGGAGCCACCAACGGGUGGUGCACCAGAGUCGGCCUACGGCUGCUACGGGUUUCGUCCCUCAUCCGUCUAUCUCGGUACCGAAGACGACGACAACGAAGCCGAAGAAGCCGAAGACGAGGAGGAUGGCGGCGAUGGUGACGAAGAGGUGCAUUUCGAUCUCGCCUACCAGGUGACCGAUGGCGAGCCCGAGAUCGCGGACGACGGCGACACGACUCGAGUUGAGCGCAUCGGCGGCAACUCGUACGUCCUGGAUUCGGCCGAUACGUCGCCGCGGGACCACGCCGACGACGACCGUAACGAGCCGGUCGUGGAGAGCGGCGGAGCCUACGUGCUGGAUGCGGUCGGCGCCAUCCGCGCUAGCAAGAACGUUCUGCGCAGCGGAGGUGGUCACAAGCAGAAGCAGCCGCAGCAGCAGCAGCGUGACGACCUCGUCGGCUCUUCGUCGGUGGUCUACACCAGCACGUUCGACGCCGAGAGCGAGAACGAGCGCGAGGACGCGUCGACGCAGCUCCACCAGAGCGCGAGCCCUCGGGGCUCUACCACCGGUAAGCGCGACUACUCGACCGCGCGGGAGUCCCAGGAGCAGCGGAAGCGGCAGCACCUCGGGCCGCGCGGAGCGGCCGCCACAGGCCUGGGCCAGAGCGACACGGCGAUGUCGCCGCGCAUGACGCAGCAGGAGAGGAAGGACCUGCAGUGGAACGAAGUCUUUCAGCAGCUCCACGGCGAGAUGCGGGCGCGGCACAGGGAAGGCCGGCCCUCGCUCGAGGUCUACACGAAGCUGAGCCACCACGCCCACGAUUUCCUCAGCGCCGCAGAGACGUACGGCAAGAUCAUCAUCAGCGAGCGGUACCUCUCCAACGACCUGAAGACGAUCAAGCCGGUGGACAUGGGAGGCGCUGCGGGCGGGACCAAGUACAUUUGCAGGGGCAUCCUGUUCAAGUUCUCGGUGGACACCAAGAUUCGGGGCGCGACGAAGCUGGUCUACAUGUACGGCGGCAAGAAGCCCUGCGACGAGAAGGCGAUGAAGGCGGGCGGCCACGAGCUGAAAGGACUGGAGGGCUACUUCCACAGCGGCGUGGACGCGCUUCACUGUCCCCUCAUGGUGAUCAUUGACUUCAGAGGCUACCGACUGACCGCCAUGUCCACGCUCCCAAUCGGCAUCGACACCCUGCUCUAUGGCUCCGGCGACGCUGGCAAGACGGUGAAGGCGGACAACGUGCUGCUGAACGAGGCCAUGGAAAAGGCCGGCGAGCACCUAAACCUGGCGUCUCAUCUGGUGGGCGACAAGAUGAUCACCGGACCCGGCGAUAUCGAAGGCCACCUGGGACGAGACGGGCGCUUCUAUGUGAUUGACUAUGCGCGGACAUUCCCGCCCGAAGGCCCGCCUCCCAACCUGGACGGGUGGGACCGUAGGUCGGUCUUUUACGAGCUGCUGCGGCCGGAGCUGGUGCAGCGAUAUCCGCGCCAGUUAUCUUCAGACGCCUUCUCCAACUGGCAGCUGCACGAGCCUCGCAUGAAAACGCUCAAUGACGAGGUGACAAAAGCGCGGCACUACCUCCACCACGUCGUCAUCCCCGAGUUUGCGGAGAAGCUCAAGGACCCCCAGUUCACCGAAUCUUUCUUCCCCUCCGUCUACCACCCGUCCUUCAUCUUCAACCAAAAGCGACGACACCGACAGCAGCUGAUAAUGGGGCGGUCUGCGCAAUGGAACGACGAAAAGGACGAAACGUUGCUGUGCUAUUCGCUGCACAAGCACGGCAUCAACGUGCGCCACCUCGGCCGGCUCAGGGCGUGCCUGCUGGCGGACACGUCGGUUGAACCGAGCGCUGCCGCGCCCGAGGGCGUGGACACGCGAAACGUGGGUGCUCUCGCCUUCCUAGGUCCGCCCGGGGGCUCGCAGAUCUCGCCGCUUGCCAAAAUCAAAGCGCUCCUCCUGGCGGAGAUGGCGGCCCGCGUGAUCAAGAACCUGGCCCGCAAGAAGAUGAGACGCCUCUUCCGCAAGUCCAAGCUACCCUCAGAGGAGCCCUAUCGGAAGAUGAUGUCGACAAUCAUCAAUUCGACUCUGCACACCACCCGCAAUCAGCGCUUCUGGGCGCGGAAGGUGAGGAAGCCCCUCAUCAAGAAGUUUGGUGAAUCGGCCCUGGGUCCGGACGAACUCGACGGCGCCACCCUCCGCAAGACGAUCAAGGAGGCCCAGCUCGAGCCCAUUCUCAUUCGCAGUCUGACACGGCACGGUGUGACGUGGCUGGCCAGAGUGCUGGCGAUGCUGGGCAUCUCAAUCGGGGUGGCGGCUUGGACGGCGCUGCUGAACAAUCCCUUCGCGCGCUUGCAGCCCUCCGAUAUCGUCCUCAUCGGAGCUCGCGUCAAGUACCAAUCUGUAAUCGACUACAGCGAAGGUGUGGCGAUGUACUUGGAAGCCAAAAAGCAGCGCAGAAGAAUCGUCAAGGAGCUCACCCUCGAGGAGCACGACACGGACGCUGGAAUGAUUGGGGCGUCGCCUGACGACUUGCGAUUGCUCAGCUUCGCCAACGACAAGCUGCACCUCUCGCUCUCUGUCAACACCCAACACACCGCUGGACGCGUCUACUUGGGCCCACGAGAACUCACCUGGUCGGGCGUGGGAUGCGCGUUGUUGGAGAUGUGCAAACUGGCUAGCGGACCCAUGCAGCAUUACUUGGUCAGGGCCAUCGAGACAUUCGAAGAAUGUUUGGAUGACGACAAUGAGAAAGAUGACCCGCUGCUUCGAUUCAACUACGGCGAGAGUCUUUGCCUGAAGGCCGCCUGGGACUGUAUGGUCUCCAAACAGAGCGUCGCCGCCCACACCGACAUGACGCGCGGCAAGCGCGUGCUGGAGGAGGCCUUGGGCCUUACCGAGACGGGCGACACGAACCGGGCGCGCGUGUUGUCCUACGCCAACACGCUCUACCAGGACUGCCUGGGAUUCUACACGCACUCCAUCGUAAAGGGCCCGCGAAUCCUACCCAUGCAGGCGGCGUUCAUGGAGUUCGGCGUCGAGAUGACCGAUCUCGUCCUGCGCGUGUUCACGAGCGCCGAGCGGAGCCUCACAGGGGAGGAAAAGAACGAAAGCGAAGCCAAAGGCGAAAGCGACAGACCUGCCCAGCAGAAGGAGGUGCUGAACGAGAGCAAGGGCAAGGGGAGCGCGAGCAGCGACUGCGAUGGAAGCGAAAGCGAAGAGAUGGAGGGGAUCGCGCAGCCCAACUCCAGUUCCGCACUCUUCGCGCAGGGCCAGCAGAUGAUUCGAGACGUGCUGAGAGAGGAGCCCACGCUGGCGGUGGAUCUCCUUGCCGAAUGCAGCGGCAGCCUGCGCAGGUACAAGCGCGUCCUGGCCGAGUGGGGCGUACCACACAUGCACAGGCCCGACGAGACCGAGUACCUCAUCGCGAAGCUGCGCGCGCGCACGACGCGCUUCCCACGGCCGGCCAUCGCGGCCAAGCUGGCUGAGGCCGAGGAACAGGCCCGCAUCGACGCGGCGAUCGCGGCCGACCGAUCGUCUGCCACCCCGCCUGCGCCCACCUUUCCGCGCAUGUACCCCGGCCCGACGCCGCCCGCAGAUCUUCCCUGA
This is a messenger RNA of Acanthamoeba castellanii str. Neff, 3681 nucleotides long. RefSeq lists its product as uncharacterized. The record is from RefSeq and is a predicted model, not a curated record. Gene Ontology annotation, molecular function: mRNA binding. Lineage: Eukaryota; Discosea; Longamoebia; Acanthamoebidae. The transcript has 29 exons. Bases 1 to 3681 code for a protein of 1226 amino acids. Gene Ontology annotation, cellular component: cytoplasm. Gene Ontology annotation, biological process: intracellular distribution of mitochondria.